AUGGCAGGGCCAGCCGUAUCGCCCGGUGGCGCUCUGCUCCGGUCGUCACGGAUGUUCUCCAUUCCCAAACCGCUUCCUAUUCCUCCAUCUGCUUCCACCUUCCUGGGCGAGCAGAAGGCUUCUGCCACCAUGACCAAGGCGCAGCCCCGGCACCAGACCAUCACAUCUCCCCUCCGGUCUCGCCAGAAGGGUGAUUGGGGUUUGAAGCGCCCGCUGCCGCUCAAGACGACAAUGGCGACCACGACACCCCUACUCCGCAUCAAUGAGGUCGACACCGUUGAGAACAUUACCGACUUCCACUCCGCUGCCGAUCACUCCCUCUCGCUCGAGAAGUUCCAGGAGCUCCGUAUUCCCAUGUCUAUCCCCAGACGCGAUGGUGAGGUAGCUUCGGCUACGAAGAGGAAGGAGGACAACAUCAAAUCCGUUUUUGAGGAAGGCUCGGAUUUUACAGAUAUCAAGGACACCAGCGUCGACCAUCGUUGGAAGUUCAAGGGUCCCUGGUUGGCCCAGAUGGCCGAUGGAGACUUCCUAAACUACCUGAACAAGAAGGUCCGGCCACAGCGCGCUCAGUUCAGGGCACUGCUGAGGGAGAGGCUGGCUGAGAGACUGACGAGCAGCCAAAAUCGAGCAGCCGUCGAGGCUGGCCGGCCAACGCCGGAGCCUAUCAAGGGCGAGGAUAUCACGGAGGAACAGUUUGCCGACUACAUCCGCUCGUUGCGCAGCGAUCGUGUGACCCUCUACGGCCUCGUGUCCAAGUUCCUUGAUCUCCCUCCCCUCGGCACGCCUAUCGGAUUUGCUCAGAAUAACUUGAUCUUCUCGGAUAGCAACCAGGCGACUGAUAGGGUUACGGAAAGCCCAUAUGGAAAGUCUGGUCCUCCCCCCAGCCAUCCUUCUGCUGGAAUCGGCUACCUACGAACUGGUGCCUUUAUGGAGAACCACGCCGUCUACGGCCCCCAGGCCAAGAAGACGCCGAUCCAGGCCAGAAUUGUUUCACCUAGGAUUGGGCCUUCUCCUGCCAAGCUGGGUGUUGGUGGUUUCGUCUCCACUGUGCCUAUUGGCUCUAACGAAUUCAACUUAAGAACCAACGCUAAAUACAGAAGACCGCUGGCCAAUGGUAUCACCAACCUGGACAUUUCAACAUACGGAGGUGCCAAGGCCUACAUCGAGCCGUUCAGUGCCACCGUGGACCCUGAGGGCAAGGUGGUUGUCCAGGUCCGCGAGACCAGCGCCGAGGCCCAGCUGAUUGCCAAGGAGAUGCGUGGACUCAGCUCCAUCUAUGAUGAUUCCGAGUUAAAGAGAACCAUUCCCGAGCCACAGCCUGCAGAGGAGUAUCCCCAGCAAAGCCUUCACGACCGUGAGCAGGAGGGCUACGCUGAUGAGGCUCCGCGUCGAGACUCGAGGGUGAAGCAAGUGUACGAUCAGCUAAUGUCUGAGGAGCAGAAUAUGUUGAGCAACUCGAGCAGUUAUGGGCUGGACACUGAGCCGCCCUCUGAGCCACCCUCUGAAAAGAAGUGA
This is a messenger RNA of Clonostachys solani, 1515 nucleotides long. The record is from the annotation of a GenBank genome assembly. NCBI's taxonomy places the organism in Eukaryota, Fungi, Ascomycota, Sordariomycetes, Hypocreales, Bionectriaceae.